This is a messenger RNA of Pyricularia oryzae 70-15, 2091 nucleotides long. Its product is annotated as kelch repeats protein. The transcript is spliced from 3 exons. Gene Ontology annotation, molecular function: protein binding. Bases 1 to 2091 code for a protein of 696 amino acids. Lineage: Eukaryota; Fungi; Ascomycota; Sordariomycetes; Magnaporthales; Pyriculariaceae. The record is from RefSeq and is a predicted model, not a curated record.
AUGGCAAAGGACAAAAAAGCCAAAGGCGACAAAAAGGCCAAAUUGGCCGAAAAAAAGGCCAAGCAGGAGAAGAAGGCCGAGAAAAAGGCAAAGGCAAAAUCGGCCAAGGUCGACGACAGCGAUGCCGAGGACGUUGACCUGGACGCGGUCCUGGCCGAGUACCAGCGGCAGCAGGAGCAGUUCCACAAGGUGACAGAGACGGUGUCGAGUGAGGCGCCCCGACCUCGCGCCGCCUCGUGCUUCCUGGCCUCGCCGUCCAAUACCAACCAGCUCCUGCUGUUUGGCGGCGAGUACUACAACGGCGCGCUGGCCACCUUCUUCAACGACCUGCACGUCUACCACAUCGACCGCGACGAGUGGCGGACCGUGACCUCCCCCAACGCCCCUCUGCCUCGGUCCGGCCACGCGUGGUGUCGCGGCGGGAACCAGGCCAACUCGGUCUUUCUCUUUGGCGGGGAGUUCUCCAGCCCUAAACAGGGCACGUUUUACCACUACAAUGACUUUUGGCGACUGGACGCGCAGUCCAAGGAGUGGGAAAAGGUCGAGGCCAAGGGCAAGACCCCUCCCGCACGCAGCGGGCACCGCAUGACGUACUUUAAGCAGUACAUUAUCCUGUUUGGCGGGUUCCAGGACACGGCGAACCAGACGCGGUACCUGGCCGACCUGUGGCUGUACGACACGCAACACUUUGUCUGGUUCAACCCGACCCUCCCGCCUGCGCAGCUCAAGCCCGACGCCCGCUCCAGCUUCACCUUCUUGCCGCACGAGCAGGGCGCCGUGUUGUACGGCGGCUACUCCAGGGUCAAGGCGACAGUCGCGGCCAACAAGGGUGCCAAGCCCGGGUCGCAGGGCCAAAAGAACAUCCUCAAGCCCAUGGUGCAUCAGGACUGCUUCUUCUUGAGGAUCACGCCUCCGGGACCCGAGGCGGCGGCGGGCGCGGCGCCCACGGUCAGGUGGGAGAAGAGGAAGAAGCCGGCCAACACGCCGACGCCGACACGUGCCGGGACCACCAUGGCGUACCACCACCGCGGCAAGCGGGGGAUCCUGUUUGGCGGCGUGCACGACGUCGAGGAGAGCGAGGAGGGGAUGGAGAGCGAGUUCUUCAACGGGCUGUUUGCGUGGAACAUUGAGAGGAACAGGUUUUUCCCGCUGGCGCUGCGCAAGGUCAGACAGGGUGGUGGAAAGAAGGGUGGCGAGCAGCAGCAGCGGGUUGGUCGGCGAGGGCGUGCUCAGGCCAACGAGGAGGAGCUGCUCAAGCAGCUUGCCGCGCUGGAGACGGGCGCCUCGUUGGACAACCUUGAUGACAUUGAGCUUAAGCAGGAUGAAUCCAAGGAGGAGCCCAAGGAGCCUAUGCGGGAGAUGCCUGUGUCGAUGGAGUUCCCACACCCGAGGUUCAACGCGCAGCUCGCGAUUCAGGACGACGUGCUGUACAUCUACGGUGGCACAUUCGAGAAGGGUGACAGGGAGUUCACGUUUGAUGAUCUCUACGCAGUUGAUCUAGGAAAGAUGGACGGUUGCAAGGAGAUAUUCAGCCGGCAGACUGAGGAUUGGGUGCAAUCCGAGGAUGAAGACGACGACGACGAGGAUGAUGAUGACGAAGACGAAGAUGAAGAAGAUGAGGAGGAAGAGGAAGAGGAAGACAGCGACAAAAAGUCCAAGAAGUUUACGCCCAGCAAGCGCGGCAAGAAGCCAGCGGACCAGGAUUCUAACGCAGACACGGACUCGGCCCUUGGUUCAUCCAUCGGAACCGAAGAGGACGAGACAGAGGAUUUCACAGAGGCCCGGGUCGACGAUGGACUGCCACACCCUAGGCCCUUCGAGUCCCGUCGCGAGUUCUUCGUGCGCACCUCGGCCGAGUGGCAAGAGAUCCUGAUGACCAACCUGCGCUGGAAGAACAUCCAGCCCGAGACUCUGGCCGUCAAGGAGAUCAAGGCCAAGGCGUUUGAGCUGAGUGAGGAGAAAUGGUGGGACUGCCGAGAGGAAAUCACGGCGCUCGAGGACGAGCAGGAAGCUGCUGGCAUUGGCGAGGUCGUUUCGCUCGCUGAUCGUGGCGAGACUGGAGGUGCUGCCGGUGGGUUGAGGAGGAGGUAA